UUUGACAUGUAAAGAGCAUAAAAUUAAAAUUGACAACAAGUUUAGGAAACUGCCGCCAGCUGUUGGCAAAAUGUGUAACUUUGAUUGCUGCGCGCUGAAGACGGCGCUGGAUCAUCGGCGCGUGCGUCUGCUGGCCGAGAAGCUGCUCAAGGAGGAGCUGGCCAAUCCGCCCAAGAUAUUGCUGACGCCGCCAACGCUGCUCUACAGCUACGAGCAGAUACUGGCAAUGGCGCAGUUUGUCGUUGCUCGCAGUCAAGUGAAACCCAAAUUCGGCAUCAUAUGCGGCAGGUUGAGCAGCUUAGCCCAGAUGGUGGAUAAUCCGGUUAUAAUAGACUAUGCGGAGAUUCCUGGCUUUCCCAUCUGCACAGCGCCUGGGAAUGAAAGCAAACUGUAUAUGGGCCACAUCAGCGGCGCACCCGUUAUACUCAUGAGUGGACGCUUUCAUCCCUACGAGGGCAUCGAGCUGUUCCAAUGCGCCGUGCCCGUGCGCAUGAUGAAGCUCUGCGGCAUUGAAUAUCUCAUUACCAGCUGUGCUGCUGCCGCUGUGGACAAGAGUUACAAUGUGGGCGACGUGUUACUGGUCAAGGAUCACAUCAAUAUCUAUGGCCUGAUGGGCCACAGUGCGCUAAUCGGACCAAAUGAUGCGCGCUUUGGGCCCAAGCACAAGCCCAUGGUGAAUUGCUAUGAUCGCAAGCUGCUGGCACGCGCCAUUGCGGUGGGUGAAUCGUUGGGAUUCCAGGAAGAUAUGCACAUAGGCAUCUACGCUUGCAUGGGCGGCCCAGCCGAGGGCACAGCGGCCGAGGAGCAGCUGCUGCGACGCAUUGGCGCCAAUGCCGUCGGCGUGGGCAUGGUGCAUGAGAACAUAUUGGCACGCCAUUGUGACAUUAAGGUCUUGUCCUUUUGCCUCAUCUCGCAGCCUUCGCUGGACCGCGACAUCAGCACUAUACUGCAGCAUACGGAAUAUGGCAAAUAUGUGUGCACGCAGCUGAUCGGACACAUUAUCUAUAGCAUACAAUUUGAAGGAUUAUAAAGCUAAAUUUCAAGUUAAGGGCUUGCGCGCGCGCGCGCCACUGGGGCGUAUGCGUAUUAUGUAAACAACAAAUUGUUAACCGCAAAUUAUUAUGAGUUGCUAAUAGUACAUGCCAAAUGUAAAUGUAAAUGCAUUAAACCAAAGUCAAGCCUGUUAUAGAGACAAUAUGUUUGCCUACUUUGUAUACAAAUUACGCUGCUGC
Messenger RNA from Drosophila busckii, 1232 nucleotides. RefSeq names its product purine nucleoside phosphorylase. Gene Ontology annotation, cellular component: cytoplasm. Gene Ontology annotation, molecular function: purine-nucleoside phosphorylase activity. NCBI's taxonomy places the organism in Eukaryota, Metazoa, Arthropoda, Insecta, Diptera, Drosophilidae. The transcript is spliced from 2 exons. Gene Ontology annotation, biological process: nucleoside metabolic process. Bases 71 to 1030 code for a protein of 319 amino acids. The record is from RefSeq and is a predicted model, not a curated record.